GCCAAAAUGGCGCACAGAAACCAAAACAAGUAACUGAUGUCUGGCUCGAAGGAAGAAAAAUCCGUGCUCGUGUUAAAGUGGAUAUAAGAUUUCCCGGAAAGUCUGAUUGCAUUGAUCUCUGGACAGUUUCUGAUUGCCUGAGUAGCUGCGCUGCAUCGGGAAGACAGAAUAAAUGAGAGAAAGACACUGGAUGACGUGCCUUAUUGAAGUUACAGUAGUGUGAAAGGCUUUCCACGGAGCAAAGGCUCGAUAAACAAAGUCUAUCAAAAUAACUAUUGGUUUCGAAUUGAGAGAUACCCAGACUGCACAAGAUGGCAGGUAGCACGCUUAAUGUCUUCCUAGCUGUAUUCCUCCUCUCCACUACCCUUGACCUUUACCUCGCCAUCGAGGUCAUCGAUGUCACCUUCUCCAACGUGACCCAACACAAUUUCACCGUACACUGGGGGUAUCAACUCAACGGCUUCAACGUCUCCCGCCUGGAGGGUUUUGACCUUACCGUCUCCAGUGUCUACGACGUCGAGCUCGUCAGCGAGGAACUGUCCCCCACCACGACUCUGUACUCCCCGGGUGAGGUAGAUGGCGGGACCACGUUCUAUGUCUGUAUCGCCCCCGUCAUUACGAACGACAAGGGGAACUUGACCUGCGGGUUUGUGACCACGUUCUUCGACCCGUGGGAUCUGAGGGGCCAGCUGGCCUGUUACAUCGGGGCAGUGCUUCGUCGGAUUCAGAUGAUUUACUUAUUGGCCGGUCUUAAAUUUAACGUGCGGUUAAGACCGGCUAAGGAGACUAUGGACGCGACUCAUGCCCGAGCCUCAGGCGAAUAGGGAGACUGUCUGAGUUCAGGGGAACAAACGAACGCCACUUCCAGCGGAGUUUAUGAGCGGAACAACCCUCACUGCAAGGGAGAGCAAAUCUCUAAGCUUAGUUGAUCAUCAAACUUAGGAACUCUGGAUGAAGUGGUCCAAAACCCAGCCCGAGAGGACCGAGGACUAACAACCAUGUUCAACCAGCAAGAUCUGGUAAGGCACAUUUUCUUCCACAUUGCUACAUUAAAAGGGUUUACCGUACUCAUAUCAUUUUUUUAAAAUAUUCAAACUGUUUUCAUAUUUCCCCCCUUGACGUUGGUUCCGCGGGAAAAUUACCUGAACAAGGCCAAUGGUGUCUAUGUUUUGUUUUGAUUAUUUAACUGUGUUUACAGUGAGUUGCAGUCUUUAACAAAAAGAGAAAGUCUUCUGGUGAGACGUUGAAUUAUGACUUGUGUCUGCCAAACGUAGCUCACUAACCUUUCGGUUGCACAAUGACAGACGUAUUCUUUUCAUACUAGAGUAACGGUAAGUGAGACUCUAUAAAUAAAACAAAAUAAUAAAUAAGGUCUUCGAAAGGAGCGGAAAUGACUAAAGCUAGAGCAAAACUUUAGUUUUUAAGAUAAUUGACAAUUAUCAUAUAUUAAUAUGAUCACACAGCGCAAUCCUGACGCAGAUGUUGUCUAUGAGUUCACAAAUCCUAGCGGCCUGGCGGGAACCCGUCAGUUUCAUCGCUGGCCUCGUUUUGGAGUGGAGGAAGACAUCCUGGACAUUCCCUUGGACGAUUUCAGUCAGGGGGGAUGGAGGAGGUAUUCCAUGUACUACAAAAGACGUGGGUUCCCACCGGAGGAGAGGAUAAAGCGCGUCAUCCUCUGCUUUGUUCUUUCUUUUGUUGUGUUUCUUUUGUUGCUGGGAGGCAUAUUUCCAGCAAUUUUCUUGAGCAGUAAGUAGAGGUGCUGGGUAAUGCAGUAUCCCCUCAACCUUUACCAUGCAAACGCUUGAGGUAAAAGUAUACACUAUUGGCUCAUAAAAUUUAACCUUUGCAAUGGUGAACUUCUUUAUGGUAUCAAAUAAGCAUCACAUGGAUGGGUAGUUCAACAGGCUCUCCGUACUCCGUUCAUCACGUCUGGGUGUUCACUGUCCUUAGGAGUGUGGUUUUAAGUAAAACUAUUUAAUAUAAAUAUUCCAUACCUUUAUACUAAUCUAACUGUACAUGUAUAAUGAAUCAUUCGAUCAGCAUCGCGCCUUGUUGUGUGGGGAAUUCACAAAAGGUCUUGCUUCAUUUCCCCGGCUUGAGGAAGCUCCCAACAAAAUCUAUAUUUGGUCAUGAAAAAUUGGUUUUUUUUUUAUAUACCCUGACACGAAUAAAAAUGAACCCUAUUCGUACUUCUCUUUGUCUUUGGCAUUUUGUGACAAAAUAUCUCUUUAUCCAUCCUUUGACAGCCCAGCUGACGCCUCGUGAACAAGCAGGUAAAGUGUAAUAUUAUAAAGUACAUCAUUAGAAGUGACAUUUACGUCGAAAUCACCUAGAGGAUUCCUCUCAAAAGCGUAGACAAUUGUGAAAAAUACCUGUUUUUCAAUAUUUGUAGGUUUUCCCUAUAUCCUUGUGGUGCCUUCUAGGCUGAAUUAUAGGUUUUAAACUUGCAGUUGUGAUUUUCUGCACAGAUAAUGCAGAUCAUAGCCCAUUAAAAAGAGAAUGGAAUCCAAGUACGGUAUAUAUGCUUUUACAUAGCCUAUUUUGAUGCUAGCUCGUUGAUAUCACUGCAUCUGUUGCCUGACAAAAUGGCGUAAUUACAUCAUUCAUUGGAUUUCCUGAAUGAAGAAGAAAUUUGCAAAUGUUUCCCAGGCACAGUCUGUUUCGUUCAAAUACAUGAAAACCUGACAAUUGUUAUGAAAACCGAAAACUCCAUAAAUCGAUGCUCUAAAUGAUAGGCCUACUGCAAAGUAAUAUUUUUCUUCGAUUUUGUCCUUUUUUAGCAAUGACGCUCGAAAUCGGUGAGUAUUUUGUUUAUAUUGCUUUCUAAAUUUUGAAGACCCAUUUUGGAUACCUGUAUUAAUAUCGUCUGGAUUUGAGUGGUGACUCUACACGUAAUAGAGUUUUAAUUUAAAAACCGCUCACCCACGCAAAUAAUCCAAUCUGGGUUUGGCACGAAAAUUUAGUGGGUUUCAUGCUUGAUGAGUGAUGCAUCAUUGUGACAAAGGCGUAAAUGCCCGCAAUUUUCGCCUGUCUGAGCAACCACAAAACGACAAAAUCUAAACGCUUUUGUGUGGCCUCAGGGAGCAACUGAACUGAUGCCCUUUGCAAAGGAAUAUAACUGACCAAAUGUCAUACAGAAAGUAUAGUACACCGAAGUUAAUACUCUGUGUUAAAAGCGACUAAUGGGGAAUGUAAGGGCAUGCCUCCCUUGAAAGGAUACCACACCCUGCAAUCUGGUGCAUUUCAAAUGCUCAAUGAGGCAAAUCCAAGACUUUUGUUUUGUGGACCUCUAUUAAUGAAACAAAGAUUGGAAAAGGGGUUUUCGUUAGACCCGUUCUCCAUGCCCUUGUAUUCUGUUAAGGAACUUAGCUUGACGGCGAAGUUAACCCUCUCGAGAGUCUGUCAAUCGUUAAAAUCUUUUAUGAGUAAACACACAGCAAUGAAGUUCGGCUUUAGUGUGAUCUUGUAAACAAACUAAAUCUGUAUUCCAAUCUCUGUAUUCAUCUUUUAAUGUCAAGUACUUGGGGUUGGUUUUAAUUGAAAUGUAAGGUUUUAAAGGGGCUGAUCCAGUAAUUUUAUCAGGGGUUAAUCCCUUAUUAAAAAUAUCCAAUUGUUGUGAACAGGAACACAGAUAGCUGAUGCAUUACACCCUUAUUAAGUACAAAUAAUAACAUCUACAGAAUUUCAACUAGUUUUUCUCGUAAUCUAAAAUUCAUUGCUUCUUUUUUCUAUGUCAUAGAGGGCUGACCUAAACCCCAUCCCUGAAUCCCUGCCUGCUUUUUGUACUUAAUUUUAAAUUUAAAAACGCUUCUCGAUCAAUAGAGUUUGUGGGUGGCAACAUAACCUUUGACCUCGAGUACAUUCCAGCGUAUGACGACCCCACUUCGGCUGAUUACCAGGCCCUGGCUCAAAAUUUCAUUGAUGAGAUGGACAACUUAUUCGAACGUGGAUCUGCGAGUGAGGGAUAUCUCGAAACAGUUGUGCAUGAUAUUUCGCGAGGUAGCAUUGUAAUCACCUUCGAGAGCAUCUACACGGAAAAUACCAACGCAGACAUACCAUUCAAAGAAGUCUUCCGCGAGAAACUGGAAGAACGGGCGCUAAUUGGUAACCUCGGUCAGUUCAGUUUCGUGCCGGCCACGCUCGUCGUGUUCGAUGUUUGUAAUCUUUACUGUUUCAAUGGAGGGACAGUGAACAGAGCCAUAGACGUCUGUAGCUGCUCCUGUCCGGAAGGCUUCCUCCUUCCAGAAUGCCAAGCUCCCACAACAACAGUCAUCACGACAAAACCUGCCACAACAAUGAAAUUGUCGUCAACGUCUGGCAUUCCUACGACUGAGACCCCGACACCCACACGAGAAGCGGCGAAAACGCCGCGACCAACUCCAUCAAGUAGGUCACAGACCACUAUCCAGGUUAUCCCCACCACUGCUUACUUGGAAACAAGCAGAGUCAUUGACACAACGAGGCAGCUGCCAUCCACAACCAAGGACAUUCCCACGACUACGCAGAUGACUACAGCCAUGGACACUUCCACAGAGGAGGACUUGCCCACUACGCAGGAUGUUACAACGAUGAGCGAGUUACCGACAACCGCAAACAUUUCCACGACAACAGGAUUGCUCACAACCACAGAAAUUCCAACGACCACGGAGUUGCCUACAACAACGGAUAUUCCAACCACUACAAAGUUACCCUCAAUAACUGAAACUCCCAUGACUACGGAGUCGCUAACAACCACGGAAAUCCCAACGACAACGGAGUUGCCCACAACUACGGAGAUUCCCACAACGGAAUUGCCAACAACGCCAAUGCCACUUCUACACUGUCAUCGUUUUAGCUACGCGAAUAAUUACCUCCGGCUUGAACAAUUUAGGGGUGGAUGGACUCGACAAAUGGACAGACACAUACAUCAUUUCCCCUACCCAAGACUUUUGUAUUGUCUGUUUUACAUCGAUGAACCCCCGGUAGCAAGUACCAACGGAUUCGUCUGUCCGGACAAUGACACUUUACUGUAUUUCUCCAACUGCCUGGACUAUCACUUUGAUAGGCGUGCAAGCAACUGUAAGCCUAAUUCCAGUCAGGUUAUAUCUUGUCCCUCUCUGGAAGAUCUGUACAAUCAACUCAACGACACCUUUGGUACCGAGGACCCUCCGACCCCUUCCAUCCACGAAUUAUUCGAAUUUGUUACGUUCAGGGAGUGCCUCGCUCUUGGGGAAGACGACAACCGAACUCUAUCCGACGGCUUUUACUGCCCCCCUGCUACAGAGAUUCAAGAAACGGCCCAAUGUUUAGAUUACCACCUCGGAAGUGUUUCUUUAGAUGGCCAACCUUUCAGUGGAAACGCUAGCGCUGUUUGUGACUCACCACCGAGUGUGUGCCCGUCUUUUGGCACCUUGAUCUUCGAGUUGACAUUUGACUUUGGUCCAGACGGCGGCUGUGGUUGCGCUUCAAGACGUAAACGUCGACAAAUUGAUUGGUCCUCGUUCAGUUACAGUUUUUCGUCUAGCGGAAGCUUUUUCGAUAAUGUCUACGCUUCGCGUGGUGUUCAGCUCGGGCGUCAAGGAUGUUACAAUGGUUUUCCUUACCCACGACUCCUUUACUGUGAGGCUACUCCUGAUUCUCCUCUGUGUCCUGCGUCGGGCUAUACUGACGCAAUGCUGCUCUGUUUUGGAUACCACUUUGAGGCACCUGACUUUGAUGGACCUCCAAUCUCACCGGACGAUUGUCCAUGUUUUGACGUGUUUAUAGAGAUGCUUGAGACAGCGUAUGGACGAGAGGAGCCUCCCGACUGCGUCUGCAAUGAUCCCCGUAACUUUGUCAGCAACAAUACUGGUGACAGCCUCGCCGGAAUGCCAGUCAUGGACCGUUGCGGGUUUGUGAGCGAUUUCCCCUUUCCGCUCCUGACCCACUGUCUCAUUGAGCUGGAGAGCAACUUGCUGCCUGGAGGCACGGACAUGCCCUACGUUUGUCCAGAGCCAGAGGUUAUUAUCUACUAUGAUACAUGUCUGCACGUUUAUUUCGACAACAGAAAUCCCCCACGGGGAUGGAACGGUACUUGUCCUUGUGCCAAUGAACUAUACCAGGAGCUCUUCGACACCUUUGGGUAUGGGCGUCCCCCUAACUUCGCCAACGAACUCAAUCGAGGCUGUGUCUGCUUUUCCAAUGAGAGCUACGAUGGCCAGAAGUUCGACGACCUGGAAUUCGCUGCAAAAAGGUAUGAAGCCUGUGAAGACGAUCCACUGACUACUUUUAAUAACGGGAGCUUCGCUUGCCCAGGCACCAGUCAGUUGGAAACAUUUAAUGGAUGUUUAGAGUUUUAUUUUGGAAACUACAAAGCACCCAAUGACACGGUGUGUCCGCCACAAGACGAGUUUGUCAACGUGUUAGUUGAUGUGUUCAGGGGUUAUGAUGGGAUUUCAGGGGGUCAGCAUGCCACAGGUAAUGAGUGUAGUAAUGGGGAUUAGAAAACGGCAAUGCUUGUUAUUCUGAAAUAUAAUUUUAAUGCACUGAUCACGUGUACUAUAAAUAAGUGUAUGUGACUUCGUUUAUUGACUUUCUACGUUUUCAACAUUGUGUAAAUAAAAGUUAGAAAGAUCAUUAGAGAUUGAAAGAUCAUAAAGCAUAGGUUUUUGCGAGGUAUGCUUUUGAUUAAACAAACGAACUAUCACAUUAGAAAGGCCAUUAGAGAUGGAAAAAUCAUAAAGCAUAGGUUUUUGCGAGGUAUGCUUUUGAUUAAACAAACGAACUAUCACAUAAGAGGCAUUGAUAAGAUUAUAAAAAGUUUACUGAGUAUGCCAUUUUCCAAGUUCAAGCGUCUGGGGCACAUGAAAUACUGUAUAUUUCAUUGGACACAAUAAAGAGUGUUUUUGUGCAUAUCUGAAUUAGAAAAGUAAACUAUUUCACAGUUUCGGCUCACAAUAUUUUUAUUAUUGAACUGGAAGGCAGGUGUUAUACAAACUGUAAAUGUUAAAAGUUCAUCACC
Molecule: messenger RNA, 6979 nt
Organism: Acanthaster planci (crown-of-thorns starfish)
Lineage: Eukaryota; Metazoa; Echinodermata; Asteroidea; Valvatida; Acanthasteridae
Source: RefSeq, a predicted model, not a curated record